AUGGCUGACGAAAGACUAGUGAUCCUGAAUCGUUGUGACAACUUAGGAUUUGGAUUUUCUUUACUCGGCGAAGCCGGUUUGCCACAUAUUAUUUACGAAAUCGAAGAAAAUUCUCCUGCAGCUCGCAGUGGUGAGGUUGAAGCGGGAGACGUAUUGCUCAAGGUUAAUGGGACUGAUGUGAACCGGUUCACUACCCGAGAAGUAUUAAAAUGUUUGCGACUAUCGUCAGAUCCAGUCACUUUACGACUGAAAAAGGACCCACAGAUCAAAGCGAACGUGAGGCGUUAUCUGUCCGCCGCAGCAGAGCGUCGAACUAGUGGGCCGCUACGCACAAAACACGAUAAAUCGGCAUCGCCGCCAUCGAGCAACUCGAACAGCAAUUCGUCGAGUAACUCGUCGAGCAACGGGUCGGGGGUUCAGUCGGGCGAAAGUUGUGAGGCACUUUUGACGGAGGAGAGAAAACCACGCGUCACUCAGCCGAAGUUUGAAGCGUAUAUGAUGACCGGUGAUCUUAUACUCAAUCUAUCGAGAGUAGAACAUCCACACCACAACCACCACGCGCCUACACAUCGAACACAUUAUCACAGAUAUAAUUCAACACCUGCCUCACCAAGUGAAACUCGGUUAGCAGCUCGAGUGGAAUUAUCGCAACGGCACAAUUCUUCACCCGAUACGGGCUUAGUUGGUGACCAUGCCAGUAAAAUGUUCAACUCUCAGCCGGCGUCGCCCGCGGGAGGGACCGCCUCCUCAGAAGUAGCGACGCGCACACAGCAUAUAGUCAGAACUUCGAGGUCAGAAGAUCAUUUACAGUUCCAGAAGGAGUCGUCGCUGAGCGCGGUGGCGGUGGAGAUGGAGGAGGACGUGACGUCGUCGCUCAACACGCUGCUGGACGCGCGGCCCGACUCCGCCACGCCGGCGCCGCGCGCGCCCGACGACCGCGACAGGAUCGUAUGGACGUACAACGCGCCGGUGUCGCAGUGCAACGGCUCGGCCGCCACAUCGAAUUCCACCUCCAUAUCAGAUGGCAUCUCGCAGCGUUCGUCGUCGCCGCUGUCGCCGACGUCGGCGUCGUGGUCGGCGCUGUCGCCGCGCGCCACGCCGCCGCACCGCGCGCUGCCGCCGCACCACCACCGCACGCUUAACGGUGAUAUGAGUUUAUCGGAAGCAGUUUCAAAUAUAUCUAGUCCAGAUUACCAAGACCAAGACGACAUGUUCGAUACGGGUAGAGAAUGCCCUAGAAUGGAGCUGUCGGAUCCCUCGGAUUCGGAUUCAACAAUAUUAGUAUCAGAACCUUGCCACAAACGAGCAAAGUCGAAUUCGACGUAUUCCGACCAUGGAAGUGACGUCACGCUCAAUGGAGACAGUAAGGACUAUAGGAUAGUGAUACAAGUGAAGGGACCAGAGAAGAACGCAACGAAUGAUAAUGUAAAUAAUAAUAACAAUAGUAAUUAUGCACAAAACGGUAAAGAAAAUGGACAUAACUCUCCUGAGAAUCAAGGUUAUCAGGAGCUUUGUAGCGGUUCUGAUGCGGGUUCCGAUGAGGGCUCGGAUGGUGACUCGCUUCACUCCUUCCACUACAGUCCGAAAGCAGUAGACAUACCUUCUGCGGAGCGGCUCGCUAAAAGGUUGUACCAUCUUGAUGGCUUCAAAAAAUCAGACGUGUCGAGGCAUUUAAGUAAAAAUAACGAAUUUUCGCGAGCCGUAGCAGAAGAGUACGUGAAACACUUCGAGUUCAGCGGAGCGACAUUGGACGAAGCUCUACGAGCGUUCCUAGCGCGGUUCGCUCUAAGCGGGGAAACUCAGGAACGUGAACGAGUCCUUGUGCAUUUCUCUAGACGAUACUUAGAAUGUAAUCCUGGCGCGUUUAAUUCACAAGACGCGGUGCACACGCUGACGUGCGCGAUCAUGCUGCUCAACACGGACCUGCACGGCUGCGGCAGCGGCACGUUCCGGCGCAUGUCGUGCGCGGAGUUCAUCGAGAACCUGGCCGAGCUCAACGACGGCGACAACUUCCCGCGCGACACGCUCAAGCACCUCUACCACGCCAUACGCAACACGCCGCUGCAGUGGGCCCUGGACGUAGAAACAGCACCUCCCAGUGGUGAGAACCGUGCCAGUGCGCCGGUCGGCAGCAAUCCCUUCUUAGACCUGCCCGAUCAGAGUCGGGCUGUGGAGUACAAGAAGGGAUAUGUUAUGCGCAAGUGUUGCUAUGAUGCUAAUGGCAAGAAAACUCCGUUCGGGCGUCGUGGGUGGAAAAUGUUUUAUUGCACAUUGCGCGAUCUAGUCUUGUAUCUGCACAAAGACGAACAUGGAUUCCGACGGAGUCAAAUGUCGGAUAAUUUGCACAACGCCAUAAGAAUACACCACGCAUUAGCAACUAAAGCAACGGAUUAUACUAAAAAGCAACAUGUGUUCAGACUUCAAACAGCGGAUCAAGCUGAAUAUUUAUUUCAAACUAGUGAUUCAAAAGAGCUAUGCUCGUGGGUGGAGACGAUCAACUUCGUGUGCGCGGCGUACUCCGCGCCGCCGCUGGCCGGCGCCGUGGGCUCGCAGCGCAAGUUCCAGCGGCCGCUGCUGCCCUGCACGCACACUAAAUUGUCUAUGAGGGAGCAGCUGGCUGAGCACGAGGAGCGCGCGGCGCGGCUGGAGGAGGAGCUGGCGGCGCUGCGGCACGCGCGCGACCACCCGCACGCGCACCGCGACAAGGACCACUACCUCGUGCACGAGAUAAAGAGGUACCGCACAUACGCUUACGUGAUGCGCAUGCGCGGCGGCGGCGCGGGCGCGGACGAGAGCGCGCCGGCGCUGCCCGAGCGCGCGCAGCCGCCGCCGCCC
Brenthis ino (lesser marbled fritillary) is the source of this 2835-nucleotide messenger RNA. NCBI's taxonomy places the organism in Eukaryota, Metazoa, Arthropoda, Insecta, Lepidoptera, Nymphalidae. The record is from the annotation of a GenBank genome assembly.